AUGGCGGAUUCCAAGGCUCUAAUUGACUAUACAAAGAGGCUUCUAGUGGAACCGCCGCAAUUAACUCCACAGGAUCUGAAUCAUGCGAUUGAUCUCGUUAUAGCUCUUUUAUCCCAAGACAAUGACGAUAAACUACAGAAUUACGUCGUGGUAUCGAGUUUUCUGACAUCUUUGAGAACCACGGGACUCGAUCAUAAGGCAGAAUAUAUUGCAGAGGCCGCAAAAGCGGUGCUUGCUCACUCAGACACAGUUGAUCUUUCCGAGCAUGUAAAGCCCGGUGAAGUGGUAUUGGACAUUGUUGGUACAGGAGGUGAUGGUCAAAACACUUUCAAUGUUUCAACCUCUGCUGCAAUAGUUGCUGCAGGCAUCCCAGGUGUGAAGGUGUGCAAGCACGGUGGUAAGGCGUCUACUUCCAAUAGCGGAGCGGGCGAUCUGGUAGGUCAACUAGGAUGUGAUGUUUCCAAAAUUAACCAAAAGACGGCUCCAAUUCUAUGGCACAAUGAUAACACUUUCAUUUUUCUGCUGGCACCUUACUUUCAUAAUGGUAUGAAGAUUGUCGCUGGGAUUAGAAAGCUGCUCGGUAUACCAACUAUCUUUAACGUGCUGGGUCCUCUGAUUCACCCCGUCAAUCAUGUUAACAGGAGAAUCCUUGGGGUCUACUCUAAGGAUUUGGCUCCCGAGUAUGCUCGGGCCGCAGCUUUGGUAUACCCUGAUAGUGAAACAUACAUCGUCUGGGGUCAUGUCGGGCUCGACGAAGUCUCCCCAAUUGGUGACACGACCGUUUGGCAUGUUGACCCAUCAAACCGCGACGGGAUAAGAACUUUUGAACUUAAUCCGAGCAUGUUCGGCCUGUCAGAGCACGCAUUGGCACAGUGCAAAUCCUACGGGCCAGCCGAGAAUGCACAUAUUCUGAAGAACGAAAUAUUAAAGGGCAAGUACCAUCUAGGUGACAAUAAUGCCAUCUAUGACUACAUUUUACUAAAUACAGCCGUUUUGUACUGUCUGAGUCAGGGACACCAGAACUGGAAGCUCGGUAUUCAAAAGGCAGAGGAAAGUAUCCAUUCUGGAGAGUCCAUCAGGGCCUUAGAGCACUUCCUAUCGGACGUUGAAAGUUUAUAA
Torulaspora delbrueckii is the source of this 1119-nucleotide messenger RNA. It is a transcript of the gene TRP4, whose product is annotated as anthranilate phosphoribosyltransferase. The record is from RefSeq and is a predicted model, not a curated record. Gene Ontology annotation, biological process: L-tryptophan biosynthetic process. The transcript has a single exon. Gene Ontology annotation, cellular component: cytosol. NCBI's taxonomy places the organism in Eukaryota, Fungi, Ascomycota, Saccharomycetes, Saccharomycetales, Saccharomycetaceae. Gene Ontology annotation, molecular function: anthranilate phosphoribosyltransferase activity. The coding region runs from base 1 to 1119 and encodes 372 amino acids.